AUGAGUUUGGACGGCCAAGAUAUAGAGGAUCUUCUCCAUCUAGCCGGUGAUAUUGGUACUGCUCAUCGGCAGGUUGAGCAAAGUCCCAGCAUGAUCACCAAGCAGGAACGGAAUGAUUUGGGUCAGUUUCACCAGGAUGCGAAACAAGAGUCUGAAAUCCUGGCUCAAGAAGCUCUAACGGCAAACAACAUUAACAUUCAGGAGUCACCAAAAGUGAGCUCUACUUCGAUUUGGUCCUUUUUGGGCUCUUGCGGAAUAAAUCUUGUACUGCCUUUCAUCAAUGGUGUAAUGCUCGGCUUUGGUGAAAUCCUGGCCCAUGAGAUCGGCUUUAGAUAUAACUGGGCAGGAGCAAAGGUCGAAGGAUGCAGGGCUAGUUAUCUGAUCGUUAGGCCCAUGACGGCAACAUGCAUCUCUUCCAAACUAUAUAUUAUGACAUCUUUGCACCGCUACCCCAGAUUUUUAUCAAGCGGAAUAUUCGAUCAAAUCACAUGCAAUAGUGGGGAAGUUUAUUUAAAACAUCAGGAAAGGCCCACUGAUCUCGCAUUAUUGAUGAAUAGAGACGUGGCCUCCUCCAAUAAGUAUUUACUGCGGACCAGUAGGUACCUGGUUGCUCAGUAUGCCAAGCAGCGCAAUGUGAUUCUUCGGCUGGCCUACGCUACCAUUAUAUAUAUGAUUUUCAAUGGCGGUUCCUCGAGCAAAGGCAAACCAUCUAUUAAGUAUAGACCAGAACAUAAUAAUGGAACCGUAGCGGAACGGCUCACGCAAAGAUUCAAAUCCUCUCCGUUGGUUCUUCUGGUGUCCCAACUGAGUUACAAAAAUGAAAAAACGAGACCAAUCUUGGGUUACAUGAUUCUGCAGAUAGGCUUGUCACUGGUUAGGGCCGUCAUUGCUCUUAAAGUCGCAGCUCUUGAUGGCUACUUGGUCUCGUCAUUGAUAACAAAACGGUUCAAGACCUUUUUCAAAUAUCUGCUGCUUUGGACGCUGAUAGGUGUUCCGGCCGCAGUGACGGAAUCUUUGUUAACAAAAACGAGACAAUUGUUAGCACUAGCCGUACGCCGUAAUGUGACCAAUGAGGUACUAAACAUUUACCUUCCUGAUAGUGGGAAUAGCACAGUGUACCAUUUGAUCAACAAGUCCAAACAUACAAACCUUGGGGACAGCAUAGAUGACCCUAAUCACAGGAUCACUACCGUCAUCGAGCAAUUUUCUAACAGCCUGAGUUCUAUUCCUUCGCAGGUUUUGACUCCAACGAUGGAUAUUGCUCUUGCGGCACAUCAAUUGUCAAAGACAGGGGAAAAUGCGGCAGAGGGGGGACUUUUGCUGGGGCUUAUUACAAACGUUUCUACUUUGGUUCUCAAAAUCUUCACCCCAAACUUCUCGAAACUGAAUGCGCUCAGGAACUCCUUGGAAAAUAAGUUUCAUGCCCACCAUUCUAAAGUGAUUAACAACAGCGAAGAAAUAGCUCUGGCGAAAGGGCACAGAAGAGAAAUAGACUUAUUGGAUAUGAACUACUUUGAGCUUGAACGUUUCAAAAGAAUGGAGCUUCGCAGAAUGGCUGUCUACGAUUUUGCCGUUUCAUUUAUUUUCAAGUAUACGUUGGGAGCUUUUGGAUUACUUCUCUGCUCACUUCCGAUCUUCACUACUGCAUACAAAUUAAAUUAUAGGAUUUCUGAAAAUGCAAGCAGUCGAAUUUCUGCAGACUUCAUCACUAACAGAAGGCUGUUGCUGACGGCAUCAGACUCGCUGGGGAAACUAGUUCGGGCUAAGAAAAACAUUCAAAAUUUGCUAGGAUAUAGUGAGAGCAUUUGGGAAUUCGAACAGGUUCUGACAGAAAUCAACAAAUCCGUGGAGGAAGAAGCUAAGUUGGAAGCAGCCAUAAAUAACGAGCCAUUGGUAAAAGGACCGAAUGUCAGCUAUGGUGAUGAGAUAUCCUUCCUGCACGUUCCGCUGGUUACUCCUACUGGAACAAUUUUGGUUGAGGAUCUCACUUUCACCAUUAAGCCAGGAGAGAAUUUGCUGAUUAUCGGUCCCAAUGGGUGUGGAAAGUCCUCCUUAUUCCGAAUUUUGGGCGGCCUCUGGCCCGUUCAAAAUCCCGGUCAUCUUGUUGUUCCACAAAGGCGCCAGGACUUGUUUUACUUGCCGCAGAAAAGCUAUCUAACAUACGGUUCUUUGCGCGAGCAAAUUGUUUAUCCUGACACUCUCGAGGAGUACCAGCAGAAACUGUGCGAUGCCCGAGCUACUGGAAGCCUAGUCAGAGAUGAUGUUUAUCUCAUGGAACUUCUUCGAUUGGUCAAAUUGGAAAAGCUUGCUGAGAUUGUAUCUGAGGACGAAGACGAGGAGGAAAAACAUGUGUUAUCUUCUAGCAAUUCUCCUUUAGACACCGUGAAGAGGUGGCCUGAUCUACUUUCAGUCGGCGAGCAACAGAGGUUGGCACUUGUUAGAAUGUAUUAUCAUCAGCCGCGGUUUGCUGUUUUGGAUGAAUGCACUUCCUCCAUUUCUCCAGACCUUGAGCAAGAAUGCUAUAGACUGGCAAUUGAGCGAUUCGGAAUCACUGUUCUGUCGGUGUGCCACCGCACCUCCUUAUGGAAAUUCCAUUCCCAUAUCCUCAAGUUCGAAAGCAAUAAAAACAGGGAUACGACAGACGAGGAAGACGAAAAUGACUUCGAUAACGGUAGAAUCAGUAUAUCUCCAGAGCGCUCUGCGAAAGUUACGUUUAGCAAAUUUGACCCCGCUAAGAGACUAGCAAGACAUAACGAACUGAUCGAGAUUGACAAUAUGCUCAAAAACAGAUCCAACAUACGCAAGAGAUUGCAGUCUCUUGACUACAUGAGAAAUCGCAACAAGAAAAUCUUAUAUAUUCAAGAUGAGGACUAA
Ogataea haglerorum is the source of this 2874-nucleotide messenger RNA. RefSeq lists its product as uncharacterized. Gene Ontology annotation, molecular function: long-chain fatty acid transmembrane transporter activity; ATP hydrolysis activity; ATP binding. Gene Ontology annotation, cellular component: mitochondrial outer membrane; peroxisomal membrane. The transcript has 2 exons. The coding region runs from base 1 to 2874 and encodes 957 amino acids. The record is from RefSeq and is a predicted model, not a curated record. Lineage: Eukaryota; Fungi; Ascomycota; Pichiomycetes; Pichiales; Pichiaceae. Gene Ontology annotation, biological process: peroxisome organization; long-chain fatty acid import into peroxisome; fatty acid beta-oxidation.